Molecule: messenger RNA, 2091 nt
Organism: Aspergillus chevalieri
Lineage: Eukaryota; Fungi; Ascomycota; Eurotiomycetes; Eurotiales; Aspergillaceae
Product: RMD1 family protein
Exons: 3
Coding region: 1-2091 (696 amino acids)
Source: RefSeq, a predicted model, not a curated record
AUGUCGUCUUCUCGUCCUCGCGGCCGGGUUGGCCAGAGAAGUCCUACGGUGUUGGUUACCGACUCGCGCGAACAACACCCGCUAAAUCCACAGCGCCGUCGUCGUUCCCCAUCAACCCGCUUCAUCACCGUUGAUAAUGUCCUCCAAUAUGCUUCCGAUGUCCCCUCCAUGCAACAGCGCCAUCCACUCCCGAACACGCGCUCUCGUCCCCGUUCGCGUCUUGCCUCAGCCGCCGGGGGGUUAAUUGGAAGUUCAGGUAGUGCAGGAAUCCAUGGCGGAACGGCCAGUUCGUCGGGGACGGUCGGUCGACUCGCGGCGCAACCGCGUCUUCCUCCGCGCAGUACGAAACUCAGCGAGAAACUGGUCCUUCUUCCGGAGACGUCGCAGAUGGAAGAAGAAGGUGAUGUUGAUGAAGAAGAAGACGAAUACGACGACGAAGCGGUGGAUGAGGAAUUGGUCGAGCGACUUGCGAAAGACAAGGGCUGGGAUCCGGAGCGGAUACGGCAGCAAUUAUUGACGCAGAAGAAACUUGGUGGUGACUUUGGGGUGGAUAAUGAUAUUGCGCCGUUGCUGGCUGAAGAGGAAUUACUGCGUCGUCGCAAGGUUGGGCCGGAGAGGGCGAAGAGCUAUGCGGAGCGGUUGCCCAAGGCUCGUCGCGCAGAGAAGCUGGCGCGUGUUACGGCUUAUUGUACGGCACAGGCAUAUAAGAUGAGCUCGCUGGCGUCGUUUGUCAAGGAGCAGCAUGGAGGACGGACAAAGCUGUACGACGACUGUUUGUACACGGCGUACCAUUUGCCACUUUUGCCGGGGAAUGAUGGGUAUCGACUGCGGAGUAGUCCGAUGGUGAAGAAACCGGGAGGCAAGUCUCUGCUUGAUGAGGAGAUCGAGCGGAAUGAGCUGCGCGAUUAUCAUGAUGAAUUUAACAUGGAGGCGGAAGAGCAUUCAGUUGGGGGUCGCAUGCGCCAUGUGGAGGAUGAUUUGCAUCAACAUGAACAGGAAACUCCUGAUAGUGUUGACAGAUUGAUCCAUAAUGUCAACCAGGAGAGUCACCGGAUGGAAGAAGGAACGGAUACGCCAGAGCGGCCAUCGAGUGCACCGGGUAGCACCAGCCACGAACACCAUUCCCCCAGCGACAUUCAAGAUAGACCAACAGCCACAACAGAAGCAAGAACAACAAGCACACCCUCAAUGACCGCUGCCGCCGCCCGUCUCGCAUACGACGUAGCAGAAAUGUUCGUCUUCAGCUACGGCGUAGUCGUCUUCUGGAACCUAACGGAGAAGCAAGAAAAAGACAUUCUAGCCGAUCUUGCCUUCGCCACAUCCUCUGUGACAGGCAGCCCAAUCCCACUAGCCACCAUGCCCCUACAGGAAGAAGACUUCGAGACGGAAGAGUUCCACUUUGAAUACUCAACUGAGAUCUCGCGGCCGCGCGUGUACAACGACAUGAUCACCCUACGAAACGGCGACCACAUGAUCAAACUCGCAAUCAGCCACGGCAUCGCCCAAAGCACCAAACUGUGCUUCUUCGAAGAAGUCAUGGCACGACAAAUGGCCGAAGCCAAAGACGUGCCCCGCCGUCUAGCCAUCACGGGAAAACUAGGCCUGAAACGAGAAGAAGUCUUCAGAAUCCUCGGACGACUAUUCAAGAGUCGAGUAGAAGUCAACCUGUCUUCGAAUAUGCUCGACGUGCCCAAUUUCUUCUGGGAAAGCGAACCAACACUAUACCCACUGUACAUUGCUGUUCGGGAGUAUCUGGAGAUCAAGCCACGGAUUCAGGUCCUCAAUGAACGCUGCCGCGUGUUUCUGGAUUUGGCAGAGAUUCUGUCCGACUCGAUUGCUGACAAUAGAACCUCUCACCAAACCUGGAUCAUCAUCGUCCUGAUCAUAAUCUCCAUCCUCGUCACAACGUCAGAAGUCUUUUUGCGUUUCGGUAUGAUUUCAUCCUCGUCGUCCUCGUCCGCUGGUAUGGUUGUCGCGCGUGCUUUCGGGCUAGGGUCAAAUUCGGAUUUGUCAACAGGUGCAGGCGCGGGCGCAUGUAAUUGUCCUGCGAUUCCGGAUUCGAAUUCUACGGGGUUGAGGGUGAAUUAUUAG